CUACUUUUGCUCUUCUUUUUCAAAAAGAAUUGUUUAAUUUUUUUUUUCAAGUAUGGCAAUUCUAUCUGAUUAUACUGAAGAAAAUCAAGAACAACCUAUGAAGUCUAUCGAAAAAAAGCAAGAAAAAUCUUCUUCUUCAGCCCCAAAAGAAGAAGAAAAUUCAUCUUCACCCCCAAAAGAAGAAGAAAACAAGAAGCUAAAGCCAAACAAAUCCAAUGGCCUUGACAUGGAAAAUUAUUCAUGGGGACAAUCUCUUCAAGAAGUUACCAUCAAUGUCCCAGUUCCUCCUGGUACAAAAUCAAGAUUCUUGGUUGUUGAAAUCAAGAACAAUUCCCUCAAAGUUGGACUCAAAGGUCAACUAUUAAUAAUAGAUGGUGAAUAUUUCAAAUCAGUGAAAGCUGAUGAAUGUUAUUGGAGUUUAGAAGAUCAGAAAGAAAUUUCAAUUCUUUUAACUAAACAAAACAAAUCUGAUUGGUGGAAGAGUUUAUUCAAAGGUGGACCAGAAAUUGACACACAAAAAGUAGAACCAGAACCUAGUAAAUUGUCCGAUUUGGACACAGAGACAAGGGCAGCAAUUGAAAAAAUGAUGUUUGAUCAAAGACAAAAGCAGAUGGGACUUCCAACAAGUGAGGAAAUUACAAAUCAAGAUAUGCUUAAGAAAUUUAUGGAACAAAAUCCUGAUAUGGCUAAGAAUUUUGCUAAUUCUAAGAUGAUGCCAAAUUCUAAGAUGAUGGGCAUGGGAUAAUUGCAUCCAAAUUUUAUUUUUGUUGAUUUUUUUUUAAAUCUCUAGUAGAUUUAGUUUUUUUUUUUCAUACCAGUAUGAGAGUGGAACUAUUGUUGGAGUUAGUUUUUUUGUUUUGUUUUGGGAUUUGGUGUGGUUUUAUUAUUUGGUCAAUGCAUAAAUCAAUUACUCUUAAUUUUUUCUAUGAUUC
Messenger RNA from Nicotiana attenuata, 932 nucleotides. RefSeq names its product protein BOBBER 2-like. The transcript has 2 exons. Gene Ontology annotation, biological process: protein folding. Lineage: Eukaryota; Viridiplantae; Streptophyta; Magnoliopsida; Solanales; Solanaceae. Bases 53 to 745 code for a protein of 230 amino acids. Gene Ontology annotation, cellular component: cytoplasm. The record is from RefSeq and is a predicted model, not a curated record.